Molecule: messenger RNA, 174 nt
Organism: Radiomyces spectabilis
Lineage: Eukaryota; Fungi; Mucoromycota; Mucoromycetes; Mucorales; Radiomycetaceae
Exons: 1
Coding region: 1-174 (57 amino acids)
Source: RefSeq, a predicted model, not a curated record
AUGAGUGUCGGGCUCCGCCUAACAUUAAUCAUUAAUCAAGAUCGCCCUGAUGCCUACGUCACUGCAUUCAACGGUGCGGUUUGGGGCCUUAGCCAUGGAUUUGGUGAAGUCAAAUGCGUCAGACAAGCCGAAAACAAAUUUGCGGUGGCAAAAGACCUUGUCCGUCUGCGGUAG